AUGAUUGCGCCACGCCUGUCUAUGCCAGCUAUAGUGAACGCUCAGUCUCUCGUUGCUAAGCUUCGUCAGCUGAACUGUGAGAAGAACUACUGUCAUCCCAACAACCUUCCUGGCUUUACUGCGUCGGCAUUCUACAAGGAGUCGUCCAGCCCGCUUGACCAGCUAGUGCAGACCGCGCGUCUCUGUCACUGGCUUCUUUCCCAGCUUGGUAUUUCUGUCCAGGGGGUCAGCGAAUUUGACGACCCCAUUGCCAUUUCCACUGACCUAUUGGUUGCUUGCAAAGAUAUAGUUAACGUAGCGAACAUUCCACCUCACCGCAUAAGAAUGGGGUACGGAGACGACCUUACAGCUCUGGUUUUGGGGAUUGCCGAUGCAUGUCUAGCCAAAUUGCAGCCAAACAUUGUUUCUUGGAAAUCACUAGGCUCAGAAAACGCUAAUGCCGGGGUAGAACGAGAUAAUGACGACGAUGACGCCCCCAUCUUGGACGAUCUCAUUGUGGACGAUGCACUCAUAGGCACCAUGACUGCUAAAAAAGGAACAUUUACAACCGCAGCUGGAUUGGCAACUGGUUCCCUGACAACUGAUUCUGGCUGUAUUGCCCCAGGGCUUAUAUCCGAAGCAGACUGGGAACAGGAGCUCAUGGCUGUGGACAGUCAGCUGGGAGGCAAGCAGCUGGGAGGGGUCUAUGCUGGACAGGAUUGGCGCAAGGAUGUUGUUUCCAUGUCACUCCUUGCUAAGGCCCUGUCAAAGGAGACAGGGUCGUGCGCUCAAUCCAUCAGUGGCCUUGUGACAGACUUUGGCAAGCAACUAGAGCGUAUUUCCACGCGUGAGCAGCAUCUUAAUAGCCAGGUAGGCCAGUAUAGCGCAAAGCUGGGAGACGCUAAUAGAACUCAUGCUGGAGUAACGGAAGAACUUGCUGAACUUUCUCAAUCGAUUUCAGCCUUAACUGGGGAGCUAUCUACAAUAAACGAGAAACUCCGAGCCCUCAAGGUUGAGCUACAAGUGGAAUCAGCCCGUGCCUCUGACACAAGCAACAUCCACAUUGUGAAGACAGCAUUUUCAUCCCUUUCUGGAGAGAUUAGGCAGCUGGAUCUGCGCAUCACAUUGGCGCAACAACGCCUGUUCUCUAUUGCUCCACCAGAGCCCAACACUGUCAGGAUAUGA
Giardia duodenalis is the source of this 1164-nucleotide messenger RNA. RefSeq names its product Intraflagellar transport protein IFT57. The record is from RefSeq and is a predicted model, not a curated record. Gene Ontology annotation, cellular component: Golgi apparatus; intraciliary transport particle B; centrosome. Lineage: Eukaryota; Fornicata; Diplomonadida; Hexamitidae. The transcript has a single exon. The coding region runs from base 1 to 1164 and encodes 387 amino acids. Gene Ontology annotation, biological process: intraciliary transport; non-motile cilium assembly.